CUGAAGGACCUCAGGACGCCGCUCAUGCGCAUGCGCGAACUUGCACGCACUGUUCAAAACAAUUGUUACUCGAGUCUGUGAUAUUUACAUCAUAAACAUCAAACGAAAGUUCGUAUUUAAACUCGAGACGCCUUAAGCAUCAAUCUUUUCCUCUCCGGAAGAUGAAAUAUAAAGCAGGCUGAAUGUGGGAUGGACACGUACAUCGACGAUCAGUCUGAUGCUGCCAGACAACAGGAGAGACACUAUUACCUGCUUUCAGAGCUGCAGGCGCUCGUCAAGGACCUGCCCAGCUCGUUUCAGCAGCGUCUGUCCUACACCACGCUCAGUGAUCUGGCUCAAGCGCUCAUCGACGGGACGGUGUAUGAAAUAGUUCAAGGGCUGCUGGACAUUCAACACCUGACGGAGAAAAACCUCUACAACCAGAGACAGAAACUGCACAGCGAGCACAGAGCUCUCAAGCAGGAUUUGGUUCGGAAACACAAACAGGCUCUGCAGACGUGCAAGUCUCACAAUCUGGCCGUUCUGAAAACCAACCAGAGAGCAGAAACUGAGGCUCUUGAUCAGCGGGUGAAAGAAGAGCAGAGGAUGAUGGAUGAGAAGGUUGUGGCUGAGAUGGAUCAGAAGGUUCUGGAUCAGCAGAACAUGCUGGAGAAAGCAGGCGUGCCGGGUUUCUACAUCACCACCAACCCACAGGAGGUGAUGAUGCAGAUGAAUUUGCUGGAACUGGUCCUGAAGCUGCAGCAGAAAGAGACGGUGUCUGGAUCUCUGCCCUGAAGACGGUGAAAGAACCGGACACCAGUCCAGCUUCUCAGUUUCAACAUGAAAUAAGUGUGAAUGACCUGUUUUGACUGCAGCAGGACGUUGGACCUUUGGAAGUUUUAUAAGAAUCUCUUUUAGUUGAUGACAAUGCACUGGAAAUGUCUAUAACAUGACAAUGGACGACACUGAAGACGUGCCCACCGCUUUUCUUUUGACAUUAAAUAUUGUUUUGUAAAUAUAUGUAAAAUUUACAACUAAGCUUGUUUGCACACAUUAAUGCGCUGUUAUGAUAUGUUAUGAUUUGUCAAGGAACCAUAUUUGUUUAUUCUUGAAUAAUUACUAAAAACGACAUUUAACGCA
Molecule: messenger RNA, 1119 nt
Organism: Onychostoma macrolepis
Lineage: Eukaryota; Metazoa; Chordata; Actinopteri; Cypriniformes; Cyprinidae
Gene: dgcr6
Product: DiGeorge syndrome critical region gene 6
Exons: 6
Coding region: 190-774 (194 amino acids)
Source: RefSeq, a predicted model, not a curated record